Molecule: messenger RNA, 1593 nt
Organism: Fragaria vesca subsp. vesca
Lineage: Eukaryota; Viridiplantae; Streptophyta; Magnoliopsida; Rosales; Rosaceae
Product: transmembrane protein 45B-like
Exons: 4
Coding region: 432-1283 (283 amino acids)
Source: RefSeq, a predicted model, not a curated record
AAGGACGCACUUUCUUCUUUGUAGCGUCCGCUCAAAUAUAGCUUUUAGGCCACCGCUCCAAUCCCCACCACCCUCAUCAUCAUCAUCACUCUCCUUCCCUCUCUCGAUCCAAAAAGAAGACUGAUCGUCAAUCAUACGCUUAUAACCAUUUGUUCAAGCUGCUAAAGAUAGCUAGGUGAAUUGGAUACAUUUUGUACAGAAAGCCGGCAAAAGAUUACUGGGAAAACUAAAAAUUCAAAGCAAGAAGCCGGAAAAAGUCAGCAUCAGGAAUUGUUAGGACAACUGGAAUGUUCAUAGUGUGAAAGCCUGAAACUGACACUAUUUGAACUGGGAAAUAGUCGGUUCAUUCUAGAGGCAUAGAAGUUGGUUUAUGUGAGAUUGUAAUCUGUCAGAGAGAUAGGAGCAGUGAGUGUUACAGGUAUAGAGCUGAGAUGGGUUCUUUUGGUGGUCAUGCUGUGCCAGGGACGUUGUUUCUUGUAGUUGGGUUGUGGCAUAUAUGGAGCGCGUUGGUCAGAUAUGUAUCCGACCCAAAGUCCUUUCGGGUCCGGGUUUGGAGUCCUGUGCCGGGUUUUGAUGGGAGGAUCAAGUACCUGGAGCUUUAUGUUAUAGCCAUUGGUUCAUUUAUUGAUCUGUGUAUCGAGCUUUUCUAUUCGCCCCAUUUCAAGUAUUUUGUUAAUGGAGUUUUGAACCCUGCUCACAUGAAUGAUUUUGAGCACUCGGGGAUGCUUCUCAUGUUCUUUAUCUUCGGCUUAAUUGCUCUGCUGUCAGAGAAGACAAGAUUUCUUCCGUUGCCUGAAGGAGCUCUUUGUCUGAUUGCUGCCACAGCCUUCUCUGUGGAGUAUCUCCUGUUCUACUUUCACUCAACAACUCAUAAAGGCCUCGAGGGGUAUUACCACAUCAUCCUUGUUCUUCUGAUUGGGCUCUGUAUAUUAUCAACUGUUACAGGAGCACUCCUACCAACCAGCUUUCCAGUUGAUUUAUGCGGUGGUAUUGCCCUAACUCUCCAAGGCAUCUGGUUUUAUCAGACUGCAUUCACCCUCUAUGGUCCAAUGAUGCCAGAUGGUUGUCAGUUGAAGAGUGAUACGGUCUCAUGUCAUUCUGCAGACAGUGAGGUCCGGGGAGAGUUACUUGCAAACUUCCAGAUCUUUUCCAUAGUUCUUGGUGUACUUGUUGCAGUUGUGGUAGCAUAUGGUUUUGUUGCUUCAAGAUUUGGGCAUUCAGAAGUUAGGCGUGUGCAUGUAGUACAAGAUGUAUUGGUUGACGAUCAAAUUAGGGGUUUCUAGCGCGCACAUAUGAGGAAAACUAAUGUAUACCAGAGGGAUACUGAGAGAUGGUCUUACUUGCGGGGUUGUCAACUGUUGGUGGAGUUCAUCACAUAUAUUCAAAGGAGACAGGACACGACAUUUAUAGGAAGAAAAUUUUGUCAAUAAUGCAGAGACCCCUUAUUUCGGGGUCAUGUUCUUUUCUAGUGGUGGAAAUAGUAGCCCUUUGACUGGGUGUGUGUUUAGUCCAAAGAGAACACUGGAGAAUGACUUCUGUAGAACAGUGGAAAAUUUGAUGUUUAUACCAUUUGUUUUAUUUCUUACAAAAUCA